Penicillium psychrosexuale is the source of this 1253-nucleotide messenger RNA. Its product is annotated as GTP-binding protein RBG1. Gene Ontology annotation, biological process: cytoplasmic translation. Lineage: Eukaryota; Fungi; Ascomycota; Eurotiomycetes; Eurotiales; Aspergillaceae. The record is from RefSeq and is a predicted model, not a curated record. Gene Ontology annotation, molecular function: GTP binding; GTPase activity. Gene Ontology annotation, cellular component: cytoplasm. The transcript is spliced from 9 exons. Bases 44 to 1147 code for a protein of 367 amino acids.
CUUUUCUUCGAUUCAUUUUUGAUUGCUGGGUCAAAUCGCCAAAAUGUCGACCACUAUUGAAAAGAUCAAGGAGGUCGAGUCCGAAAUGGCUCGGACUCAAAAGAACAAGAACACCUCUUAUCAUUUGGGACAACUGAAGGCGAAGCUUGCUAAGCUCAAGCGUGAACUUCUGACCCCGACUGGAGGUGGUGGCGGUGGUGGAUCUGGCUUCGAUGUGGCGCGUACUGGUGUGGCCAGUGUUGGCUUCAUUGGUUUCCCGUCCGUUGGCAAGAGUACACUGAUGAAUAAACUGACUGGUCAACAUUCAGAAGCCGCGGCCUACGAGUUCACAACCCUCACAACUGUCCCCGGUCAAGUGAUGUACAAUGGCGCCAAGAUUCAGAUGCUCGAUCUUCCAGGUAUUAUUGAAGGUGCCAAAGACGGCAAGGGUCGUGGUCGACAGGUUAUUGCGGUGGCCAAGACUUGCAAUCUCAUUUUCAUCGUCCUUGACGUGAACAAGCCAUUGGUUGACAAGCGAGUUAUCGAGAAUGAAUUGGAGGGCUUUGGCAUUCGCAUCAAUAAGAAGCCUCCCAACAUUGUCUUCAAGAAGAAGGACAAGGGUGGUAUUGCCAUCACGAGCACUCAGCCAUUGACUCAUAUUGACAACGACGAAAUCAAAGCUGUGAUGAGCGAGUAUAAGAUUUCGUCCGCUGAUAUCUCCAUCCGAUGUGAUGCCACCAUUGACGACCUGAUUGAUGUCUUGGAAGCCAAGAGCCGCAGCUACAUCCCUGUCAUUUAUGCGCUGAACAAGAUCGACGCUAUUUCCAUCCAAGAGUUGGAUUUGCUGUACCGGAUUCCAGACGCCUGCCCAAUUAGCUCGGAGCAUGGAUGGAAUAUCGACGAGCUGAUGGAGAUGAUGUGGGAGAAGCUCAAGCUGCGCAGAAUCUACACGAAGCCUAAGGGCAGAGCGCCUGACUAUUCAGCACCUGUUGUGCUGCGUUCUUAUGCAUGCACAGUCGAGAAUUUCUGUGACGCUAUUCACCGCACAAUCAAGGACGAUUUCAAGCACGCUAUCGUGUAUGGUCGCUCAGUGAAGCAUCAGCCGCAGCGAGUGGGUCUUUCGCACGAGCUUGGCGAUGAAGAUAUCGUGUCGAUCGUCAAGCGGUAAAGGAUUUAUGCCAACUCCUUGACACUCAUAGCCCGAAGCGGCGAGAUGAUCCAAGCGCUGGGGUGGUCUGUGCCAGCAUGUCUUUACGCCUCCGCGAUAUGACAGG